This is a messenger RNA of Exophiala oligosperma, 888 nucleotides long. RefSeq lists its product as uncharacterized. Gene Ontology annotation, molecular function: oxidoreductase activity, acting on the CH-OH group of donors, NAD or NADP as acceptor. The transcript has a single exon. The record is from RefSeq and is a predicted model, not a curated record. Gene Ontology annotation, cellular component: cytoplasm. The coding region runs from base 1 to 888 and encodes 295 amino acids. Lineage: Eukaryota; Fungi; Ascomycota; Eurotiomycetes; Chaetothyriales; Herpotrichiellaceae.
AUGUCAAAAUACGGCCCAGUCGGAGACUUGCCAGUGCAAGGCAAGAUCGUACUGGUUACAGGAGGUGGCAGUGGGAUCGGGUACACCUUCGCCAAUCUCUGUCACGGAAGAGGGGCUCGAGUCAUUGUCGGCGACUUGAAGCUCACACAGGAAGCCAGAGAGUACCUCGACGCGAAUCCAAAGUCCGAGAUCUGCUUUGAGACUUGCGAUGUAACUUCCUGGAAGUCACUGCGCAACCUGAUCACCACUUGCGUCAAGGUAUUUGGUGAUGUGCCGGACGUGUACGCUCCUGUUGCGGGAGUCUUCGACCCAUCCUGGUCCAACUUCUGGGAUGAUACCGAGACAGACGCCUACAAGACUGUGGCUAUCAAUAUCCAACAUCCGGUCAAACUCACUCGCCUUGCGAUGCAAGCCUUAGCAUCUGCCAACAAGAAGGGAGUGGUCUGUCAUGUGGCCUCCACUGCAGGUAUCAGAGGGAAUUUCUUCGCACCACUCUAUUCCACAACAAAACAUGCAGUGGUGGGUCUGGCCAAAUCAUUGGGUCAGGCAGACCCAGAGUUUGGCGUCAGAAUCGUCUGUGUGCUACCUGGGACAGUUAAGAGUCCGUUGUGGGAGGACCGAGACGACGAGGUCAUGAAAUUGACCAAGAAUUCGGAGCGGAAAUUGAUGCCGCCGAAAACCAUUGCUGACAUGAUGCUGAAAAUGGUGGAAAGUAAAGAGUAUAGCGGUGGAACUUGCGUGCUGAAGACAAUAGCUGAAGAAAGGGUUGUUGAAGAAGGCUGGGACAAACAAGCUGGGAAAUAUGAUCCAAGUCCCAGACCAGAUGCAGACCUGAGCCAUAUUAAAGAAGUACUUGCCGCAGAACGUGGCAGGAAGUGGGAGGCAUAA